Molecule: messenger RNA, 1303 nt
Organism: Punica granatum (pomegranate)
Lineage: Eukaryota; Viridiplantae; Streptophyta; Magnoliopsida; Myrtales; Lythraceae
Source: RefSeq, a predicted model, not a curated record
AUCCGCCCAUUGUUAGGCCUUUGGGCCUCACCACCCUCUCCCACUUCCCAUUCCUCCUCCUUUCUCUGUUAACGCAGAGAGAGAGGGAAGGAGAUGGAAGAGGACUCCUCUCGUACUCGAGAAUGCAAGCGGACUUCAGUCACAUACUCUUCUUCUUCGAGCUCAACUGCGCCUUCCAAGAGAAGGAAAGUCAGCUCGCCGCUGGGAGGUGACGGCGACUGGGACAGGGACUGGGAGGCGUUCUCCUCCGUCUCCGAGCUCGCGAGCUGCACCGCUCUGUUGUCGACUGGCUCCGCGGGGAAGGCGAAGGUUGAAGUUAUUUCUCCAGCGGCGGCGUUGUUACUCCGCUCCGGCAGGCUCUGUCCUUCCAGCUUCUGCUCCGACGUUCCUGCCGUGUCGCCUCCUCCUCUCUCGAGCUUCGGCUCCGGCGAGGUCGUGGAGCAGAGAUUCCUCGUCGGAGAUCAACUGGAGGAGGAGGAGGAGGAGGAGGAGGAGGAGAAGAGUUUGGGAACGGAAACCUCUUCUGCUACUACAUGCGCCAUCAACGGCUAUUUCAGUUCUCGCAGCAACACCAGAGAAACCACUCCACCCAGCCACGGUGUCGGUGAGGAAAAGGAGGAUUCCAGGAGGAGAUUAAUGGAGCAGGUGGAGAGGUCGCCCACGGGGAGCAACGACAGGAGGAGUGCAGUGGCAGGGAGGGGGAGGACGAUGAUGCCGAUGCCACCUCAGGCGGAGAUCGAGGAGUUCUUCUCGGCAGCAGAGAAGUACGAGCAGAAGCGUUUCACGGAGAAGUGAGUACAACUACGACGUCGUGAAGGAUGUGCCCCUCGAAGGACAGUACCAGUGGGUUCGCUUGAAGCCCUAGCAGUGACAGAGAGAGAGAGAGAGAGAGAGAGAGAGUACAUACAGAUGGAAGGAAGAGAGAGAAAGAGAUGAUGACGUGUACAUACAUAGAAAAAGCUUCGUUUCGUCUGCAUCUAUCUAUGUUGGCUACGGAAGAAGAAGACGACGGCGGCGGUGGUCUCCCACUCGCCCUUUCUUCACUCUCCUAGUGGUAGCAUUUACCAAACCAACCCAAAAAGUUGUCACCAAAAUGCUAUGACAUCUCCUUCUCGUAUUACUGUUAUCAUCUUCAUACGGGUCUCAAAUGUUCUGAUCAAGCUCCGAUUCUUGGUGCCUCGAAUUGCCGAGGAAGUUUCGAACAUGGGCAUUUAGGGAUACCGACAUGAUAAACAUUAAUUAUCUUCUGUAAUUCAUCGGAUUCUCCAAGAAAAUAUUAGAGGAGCAAUUGAAUUUUGACGAA